AUGGCACCGACAAACUCCAAAGCAAACUACAAGACCUACGAGGCGCAAGCCCGUAUGGUCAGGGCCAUUGUCGCCGCCCACCCGGACGUCAAAUGGAACUACAAAGAAAUCGCCGCCUGCUACGGCUCAGACAUGACCGAGCACGCGCUCAACCACCGCUUCCGCCGGCUCAGAGCCCAGGCCUUGAUUAUCCGCGAAGGACGCCCCCAGGGCUUCGACAUGAAGCACCUCUCCGUCGAAGACAACAUGCCCACGGCCCAGGACGCAGUCGACAAGACGAAUAUAGCCAAGUACUUUGGCCAGUCGACAGCGGACGGGAUCCAGUUCCAGUUCCGCGGCAUUAAAAAGGACGCCGACCAGCUGCGCCAGACGCACUCGUCGGGCGGCGACGUCGCCAACUGCCUCUCCCUGCCGUCGGGCACCUCGACGCCCACCAGGGCCACCGCCGCCGCCCGCACGCCAGGCAGCCGCAAGCGCCCGCGCGCCGAGCCCAAGCCCUCGCUGUCCGAGGCCUCGGGCGACGAGGAGGACGACUGGAGCGACAGGGACGAGACGCCGUCGAAGCGGGCCCCGAAGCCCACGCCGGCCCGGAAGACGGGCGCGCGCAAGGCCGCGGUCCGCGCGGGCGCUACCAUCGCCGCCGGCGCCGCGCCCGACUCGGACUCGGACGUGGUCCUUGUCAAGCCCGAGUCGCAGUACCAGAGCAUCUUUGGCGACCCCGCCGCCGCCAGGGCUGCCGCCGCCGCCCCCUCCCCGUCGACUGCCUCCGUCGCCGGCGCCUUUACCGAGCGCGCCACCGAUCCCGUCUUCUCCACGGCCUUUGGGGCCAAUCUCUACUUGGGCAGUUUUGAGGAAGCCAUCGAGGCGUAUGGCGACGGGGAGAUUUGA
This is a messenger RNA of Metarhizium robertsii ARSEF 23, 888 nucleotides long. RefSeq lists its product as uncharacterized. NCBI's taxonomy places the organism in Eukaryota, Fungi, Ascomycota, Sordariomycetes, Hypocreales, Clavicipitaceae. The coding region runs from base 1 to 888 and encodes 295 amino acids. The transcript is spliced from 3 exons. The record is from RefSeq and is a predicted model, not a curated record.